AUGAAUUGCUCCAACGUAAAGUCACGAGCCCCUGUAGAAGAUUUGCCUUUUGAAAUUCUUGGGAAGAUCUUUACCCUCUGCCUUCCAGAUGACCUCUAUAUCGAGCUCAAUCCUCGCAAUGCUCCCCUGCUCCUCCUGCAAAUCUGCCGUUUCUGGAGGGACACUGCAAUAUCUACCGAGCAACUGUGGAGGUCCCUUACUUUCCACGUUGCUGAAGGAGGGCAUGUCAGCUCCUCUUACCAUAAGCUCGCGCAGGGCUGCCUUGCGCGCUCUGGGGCUGGACCGCUCCGUCUGCAAUUUAGGACUACGGGAACCUCCAGGAAGCCAAGUGUCCAGUACACGCCGCUUUACCGUAUUCUCCCAUGUUCGCAGGAGGUGCACAGAUGCGUGUCACUUUGCCUAGUCCUUCCAUUUGAAGAGCUUGAGGAGUUGGAAGGUAUGGCCGCACCGUCCCUCCCGCUUUCUCUACGUGCCCCUUCAGGCUUCGACCCCGCCAACCCUCAAGAGCUCCUUCAGCGUCCGAUGUAUAGGCUAUAUCAAAAACUUACGGAGCUCGUGCUUGACGAUAUCGAUCUUGCAGACCGCUGUCUAGACGUUCUCACGUGGUGCCCCAAUCUACUUUCUUGUACCUUGCGCUUCUCUGAAUCCUCCGACUACGAGGCCAUUGAGAGUGCAGCGCAUAAGAUCAAUCUGCAUGCUCUCCACCACCUCGAAAUCGACAUCAGCUUGGGCUGUGUGGACGACGUCCUCCUGACGCUCACACUUCCUUGCCUGCGCAGCUUAACCCUCACAGUCAACGGCAUGAUCUCGCCCUGGGGGUUGUUGUCCCUGCUGAAACAGUCACAGUGUUCUCUGCGAGAGUUGUCCAUCAAAGGCAUGCGGGCCUUCUUUGACAGCCGGGAUGACCUCAACGAGCUGCUUACGCUCAUGCCCGACCUCACGUAUUUGGAGUUGGAAGGUGAAGCCGAUGAGGAUUGGAUUGGCCUCGAAGCAUUUGAUAUCUUGGAAGGCACAAACAUCGAUGUGCUUGCUUUUGACCCCCCUAAUAAUCGCCGGCCGCUUCCGCUACUAGAGAGCCUUCGGUUCGCAAGUCCCUCACACGACUUACCGGAAGCAGGCGCCAUUCAGGAGAUGCUGCUCUCUCGAGUGCUGCGUUCACCCAAUGAACCGGACCCGGCGUUGCGCUCUGCUCGUAUUGUCGUGCUGAUGGAAGAUACUGUUCACGUGUGGUCGUAUGAGCAGGAGCACGGACAUGUUAUGGAGAGCGAAUACGAGAGGAUGGAGUACCCUGGUUAG
Messenger RNA from Gloeophyllum trabeum ATCC 11539, 1296 nucleotides. RefSeq lists its product as uncharacterized. Gene Ontology annotation, molecular function: protein binding. The record is from RefSeq and is a predicted model, not a curated record. NCBI's taxonomy places the organism in Eukaryota, Fungi, Basidiomycota, Agaricomycetes, Gloeophyllales, Gloeophyllaceae. The coding region runs from base 1 to 1296 and encodes 431 amino acids. The transcript has a single exon.